Messenger RNA from Micromonas commoda, 1557 nucleotides. RefSeq lists its product with no specific name. NCBI's taxonomy places the organism in Eukaryota, Viridiplantae, Chlorophyta, Mamiellophyceae, Mamiellales, Mamiellaceae. Gene Ontology annotation, molecular function: protein binding. The record is from RefSeq and is a predicted model, not a curated record. The transcript has 2 exons. The coding region runs from base 1 to 1557 and encodes 518 amino acids.
AUGAACCUCAUCUGCAAUCAGCUGACGAGCCUGCCGGCGGAGAUCGGGCAGCUCACGUCGCUGAAGGAGUUGCGUCUCCACGGCAAUGGGCUGACGAGCCUGCCGGCGGAGAUCGGGCAGCUCACGUCGCUGACGCUGUUGAUCCUCGACCACGAUGAGCUGACGAGCCUGCCGGCGGAGAUCGGGCAGCUCGCGUCGCUGGUGGAGUUGGACCUCAGCUACAAUCAGCUGACGAGCCUGCCGGCGGAGAUCGGGCAGCUCACGUCGCUGGUAAAGUUAGACCUCACCACGUGGCUGGAGGAGCCACCCUCGUUGCUGGAGGAGCUCGACAGCUGGGAGUUGAACCUCGGCAACAAUAGGCUGACGAGCCUGCCGGCGGAGAUCGGGCAGCUCACGUCGCUGGUGGAGUUGAACCUCGAACACAACAAGCUGACGGAGUUGCCGGCGGAGAUCGGGCAGCUCGCGUCGCUGGUGGAGUUGAACCUCGGCAACAAUAGGCUGACGAGCCUGCCUGCGGAGAUCGGGCAGCUCACGUCGCUGGUGGAGUUGAACCUCGACGACAACACGCCGCUGACGGAGUUGCCGGCGGAGAUCGGGCAGCUCACAUCGCUGAGAGAGUUGAACCUCUGCAACAACAGGCUGACGAGCCUGCCUGCGGAGAUCGGGCAGCUCACGUCGCUGAAGAGGUUGUUCCUCCACCGCAAUCAGCUGACGAGCCUGCCGGCGGAGAUCGGGCAGCUCGCGUCGCUGGUGGAGUUGAACCUCCACCGCAAUCAGCUGACGAGCGUGCCGGCGGAGAUUGGGCAGCUCACGUCGCUGAAGAGGUUGUUCCUCCACCGCAAUCAGCUGACGAGCCUGCCGGCGGAGAUUGGGCAGCUCACGUCGCUGGUAAAGUUAGACCUCACCACCAACAAGCUGACGAGCCUGCCGGCGGAGAUCGGGCAGCUCGAGUCGCUGAGGGAGUUGCGGCUCAGCGGCAACCAGCUGAGGAGUGUGCCGGCGGAGAUCGGGCAGCUCACGUCGCUGACGCUGUUGGACCUCGGCAACAAUCAGCUGACGAGCAUGCCCGCGGAGAUUGGGCAGCUCACGUCGCUGGUGGAGUUGAACCUCGGCGGCAAUCAUCUGACGAGCAUGCCGGCGGAGAUCGGGCAGCUCGCGUCGCUGAAGAGGUUGUUCCUCCACCGCAAUCAGUUGACGAGCAUGCCCGCGGAGAUCGGACAGCUCACGUCGCUGGAGAUGUUGCACCUCGGCGGCAAUCAGCUGAUGAGCGUGCCGGCGGAGGCCGGGCAGCUCACGUCGCUGAAGAGGUUGCUCCUCGACCGCAAUCAGUUGACGAGCGUGCCGGCGGAGAUUGGGCAGCUCACGUCGCUGGAGAUGUUGCACCUCGGCGGCAAUCAGUUGACGAGCGUGCCGGCGGAGAUCGGGCAGCUCACCUCGCUGUGGACAUUGCACCUCGGCGGCAAUCAGCUGACGAGCUUGCCGGCUGCGAUACGCGACCUCGGGGCGGCUGACUGCAGCGUGCAUCUGGAUGACGGCGUGACGGUGGACGAGUUGUAG